AUGUCGAGGAAGCUAUACUAUGAGACGGACUCUUGUGGGAAGGGGCAGUUCGUCAAGCUCAAACGAUCCCGCUCUCAUGGACACAAGCACCACCGCCAUCACCACCAUCACGUUGUCCAUGAUGACAUCCCGCAGGAGUACGUCGGCCAUGAGUACUUCAUGAUCAAGCCGGAGGACUGGAGGGUGAUGAAGGAGCGCGACCGGAUCCUGACCGACAACAACGAGUCUCUGACCAAGGAGAACGGGGACCUGCGAACCAGCCUCACGGCUGCCCAGGCUGACGUGCGCCAGCUCAACGACGUGGUCCUCCCGGACCUUCGCUGCCAGAUUAGUGCUCUCCAGGCGGAGAACCAAGCGUUGCGAUGCUCACUCGAGAAUUCCGGGGAGCACCACCACGAAUUGGACCGACUUCGAUGCAGGAUCACAGUCCUGGAGAAGGAGAAUAAAGAAGUUCUCGAGACCAACGCGGACUUGAGAUCCAGGGUGCGGGAGCUGUCACGGCAACUGGACCAGAACUCCAACCGCAGAAUAUCCGAGCUGAACACGGAAGUGGAAUACUGGGGGGAGAGGGCUCGGUAUUGGAGGGGCAAGUUUGAGGAUCUGGACAAGAAGUAUCAUCGGCUCCGGAACAAGGGGACCUCCUGUCGGGUCGAGAAGGUGGACACCUACGAGGAUUUCUGGCGACGUCAUUACUACAUCUGA
Clonostachys byssicola is the source of this 702-nucleotide messenger RNA. NCBI's taxonomy places the organism in Eukaryota, Fungi, Ascomycota, Sordariomycetes, Hypocreales, Bionectriaceae. The record is from the annotation of a GenBank genome assembly.